This is a messenger RNA of Photinus pyralis (common eastern firefly), 487 nucleotides long. RefSeq lists its product as uncharacterized. Bases 87 to 386 code for a protein of 99 amino acids. The record is from RefSeq and is a predicted model, not a curated record. The transcript is spliced from 2 exons. NCBI's taxonomy places the organism in Eukaryota, Metazoa, Arthropoda, Insecta, Coleoptera, Lampyridae.
CCGUAUCGUUCAUGUGACAGUGAAGUCCGAUACAUCGGCAUUUAAUACGGUAAAAAAAUAAAAGCAAUUUCUAGUUAGUUUUUAAUAUGAUCAAGGAGUUACUUGCUUCUUUGCUGAUUUUGGGUCUCGUUUGGGGUGCUGCUUUUUCGUGCAUUUCAUGUGGUGCCGAAUGUGAAGCUUCAUGUGGCACCAGACUUUUCAAAAGUUGCUGCUUCAACUAUUUAAAGAAGCGUUCGGAUCCGCUGACGCAAUUGUCAUCCGCCAUGGAGCCUAGUUCGCGAUUAGAAACGUGGUUAGCAAAACAGAAACACGCAUUUCCAGAUGAAGACAGUGACUUAUUAACAAUAAGAAAAAAUCUGAUGCUACUCGACGACAAAGAGCCAUAACCCUUGCAUGGUUAUUCAUUAAUUUUUAAGGCAUAGUUUUAUCUUUACUAUCAUGAUGUGUAAUUAGAUUUAUAAAAGGGCUGGUAAUAAAAUAGAAAAAA